AUGCGCCACCACUGCGUAACGCACAACGAGCUGCUGGCUCGCCACAUGGAGCGUACGUGGCCAGGGCGCUUCUCGGAGUUCUGCACCGCCGUGCGACGCUACCCGCUGCCGGUCACGAGCGGCGCGGCAGCCACGGUGCUGCAUGGCUGCUCCACAGACGCCGUGAGGGCGGUCGGCGCGUACUGCUGCGGCGUGCAGCAACGCUGCCAAGCACCCGAGUGCGCUGGCGCUGAGUUGGACUUGUUGUCGCCGCCGCCCAGCCCAUCGUGGGCUGAAGACCACGCGGUGGCAAUGCACUCGCCGUUCCGCUGCUUUAAGCUGCGGCGUCUGGAGAGCAGUGUGUCGCUGCCGCGGCCGCUGGGGAGGGGCGAGGGCACCGACAAACCGACCGGCGCCGAGGACGGCGAGUGUUUCCUUCUCACGCCGCCAGACUUGUCGCAUUCUCCCCGCAGGGAAAUUUGCGCGGGUUGUCCGUUGCCGCCCAUCACUCGCCGCGACGCCGACGCCCAGCUCACGGCGGAGAAGCUCAGCUUGAGGGAGCUGCGGUCGAGGUGCGCCUCACGCGGCCUCCUGACAACCGGCACAAAGAAUGUCCUCCUCACCCGGCUGCGUCAGCACGGUGUGUCGCAGCCGACGGGACCGGUGCCAUGGUCGGAGCGGGACGGCGAGGGGCAGGCAGAACAGCCGGUGGAGAGUGGGGAAUGUGGCGGUGCUCUGCCCGGGCGAUUCAUGUCGACGCACGAGGAGCAGCUCGAACACUCGCAGCGGCUGCGAACACCGUUCCGAUCGCCAUCUACCAGCCGCCCGUCGUCACCGCGCCCAAGAGAUCAGCCACGGAUACGCAGGCUCGUGGGCACCCCACAAGAGUUUGUUGCUGCGCCAAGACAGGAAGCGAAGCGCGAGGAUCGCGUUGGUGGGUCCUUGGCACACGUUGCUUCAGAGGAAAAGGUCUCGCGAUACCAAUGGCGAAUUCUUGUUGACAACCGAGAGCGCAUCCACGGUGCCCAUGGGCGCGUGAUAGAAGCCUUCACGACGGCUGGUGUUCCCACUGCAUCCUGCACGCUUCCAUGUGGUGACUUCAUGAUUGGGAUCGACAUGCCCGGUGACAGCUGUGGGAGCCACGCCAGUCCCCCAACUGCGAGGGAACUGGACAGUCUUGGCGCCACCCACUCCGUCCCAGCUGCGGGUGAGUGUGGGGAUGCUCCUGCGCAAAGACUCUUUUCUGUUGUUGUGGAACGCAAGACAGUAAAGGACCUCUGUGCAAGCAUUGCGACGUCCCGCUACUACGAGCAACGGCGGCUACUUUCUGUCUCGCCGUUUCGGUCGGUGGUGUGGGUGGUGGAGGGAACCACCGAACUGCUGCGCCCCGAUGAACGGCGUCGUGUCUUUUCGGCUUGCGCUUCGCUUGCCGCGGUGCCACGCUUCCGUGUCAUCCGCACGCGCCACCUGAAGGACACCGUCUCUUGGUUGCGCUCCCUUGGAGUUGCCCACGUCACGGCGCUGGCAAAUGCCGCGCGGAGUGGCGCACGACCACCACAGCUGGCCGACUGUGCGACCUGCCUCAACGUGACCGCGAGGAUAAAGCGAGCACUCCGCGCGCGCACCACCUUUGCCCGCAUGCUUAUUUGUGUUCGUGGAUGCUCGUCCGGGUUUGCGACACAGCUUGCGUGCAAGUAUGGUUCCUUCCUGCAGUUGUGGAGGCGCUUGAGGUGUUGUGGCCGCGAGGCAUGCGACGCGGACAUGGACGUGCGCCGCCUGAGCAGCACGCAGAGGGAUGUGUACGUGCGGCUGACGGAGUUUCUCCUUGCGGAGGAGUAUUGUUGA
Messenger RNA from Trypanosoma cruzi, 1824 nucleotides. RefSeq names its product DNA repair protein, putative. The coding region runs from base 1 to 1824 and encodes 607 amino acids. Gene Ontology annotation, cellular component: nucleus; Holliday junction resolvase complex. The transcript has a single exon. Lineage: Eukaryota; Euglenozoa; Kinetoplastea; Trypanosomatida; Trypanosomatidae. Gene Ontology annotation, molecular function: DNA binding; crossover junction DNA endonuclease activity; 3'-flap endonuclease activity. The record is from RefSeq and is a predicted model, not a curated record. Gene Ontology annotation, biological process: resolution of meiotic recombination intermediates; double-strand break repair via break-induced replication; DNA catabolic process.